Molecule: messenger RNA, 2186 nt
Organism: Owenia fusiformis
Lineage: Eukaryota; Metazoa; Annelida; Polychaeta; Sabellida; Oweniidae
Source: the annotation of a GenBank genome assembly
AGACUCUAGCCCACUAAAAUGGCUCCCAAAUAUUUUUGAGAUGUCUGGCUGAUAAUUUCAUAAAGAGUUGCUGUACAGAGCGUUGCUGCACAUAUAUUAUGCUAGACGUCUGAACCACCAUCACUAUGGGGGAAGUUAGGGAGGGGUUUCUAUGCCCCAUGUGUAUGCAGGACCUGGGGACAGUUGUACAGUUACAAGAUCAUUUUGAAGUUGCCCAUUCCAAUGAAGAUAAGAAGGUUGUUGAGCAACUGAAAGGUCUUUUCGCUAAGGCUAAAAAGAAGAUCUUGAAUAAACAGGAGUCGGAGGAAUCAAUAUUGUACAAUGCUGACCCCACUGGGUCUGGGCCAUCCAGCUUAGAGCCACCUGGUGGCAGCAGCACAACUCUUGGGGGCACUGGGGCAAUAUCUGGAAUAGAUCCUUCUAUGUGGGAACCACAGGAAUUAGGUAUCACUAGGUCUCACACAGAUUACAUGAAGAGAAUCCGGGAUGCCAGAAUUGACCGAUUUGUAGUAGAAACAAACAAACUCCUCAUACGAUUGGAUAAACUUAUAGGCCCAGAUUGUCCCCAAGAUGCAGGGAAAAGAAAAGCCUAUGAGAAGAGUAUCGUACAAUGGGCACCAGACAAAGAUGUUGCAUUUUGUAUCACAUGUGGAAAGAAAUUUGGUCUUAUGGUUCGGAGACAUCAUUGUAGACUUUGUGGUGGAAUUAUGUGCAAUAAAUGCUCCCAGUUUCUACCUUUCGAACUCGCACAAACAUUAACCAAUCCAGCCUAUGUGCCUGAAAAUGAGAUGGGCAUGGGCUUCAAGAGAUCCGGUAGCAACACUAGUCUGAACUCAAUGAUUAGCCCAGAGGGGGAACAGCACAUGAGAACCUGUUGUGAGUGCAGGAAACUUUUAGAGUUACGCUACAAACAACAACUGCAGAGGACAACUAAACCUAUUUUAGUGCAAUUUUAUGAGAAACUGAGGAUGAAUGUUGAUAAAGCAGAAUCCAUGUUGCCAAAAUAUCUAGAAAUGGCAGAGUCAUUAAGUGCUGGUGAGAAUACAUACCGUUUGCCCGAGGCCCAAGAUUUACGGACCAAAGUUCUGAAACUGUAUGAAGCAAUUGAUGUGAUCAGUAAACGAAUAGCUGGUCUUGGUAUGAACCAGGAAGAACUUCCAUCACCUAAGACGCAGAAAUUACAAAAGACAGUGCGAGCAUUCGCCAGCAUGUACCUUCAAGAGCACAUGAUGGGCCUCCAACCCUUGCCUAAUGAACAAGAACUUAAAAAACUUCAAGAAGCUCGAAAAAUUGAAAUCGAGCGUAGAAUCGCGCAGGAGCGUCAGAUUAUGAUAGAGCGUGAACAGAAGCGUUUAGAGGAAAAACAACGUAAGGUUAGAGAAAAAGGACACGUUAGAAACCAGAGUGCAGAUAGUGGUCUCCCUUCAGGGGGUGGGGCUGCAAAGCGGGAGGGGUCAGGGGGUUGGAAACCAAUGGAGGUUCAGACUCGCGAGACUGACGAUGACCCUAUGGUUCAGCAAAUGAACAUUAUUCGGGGGUACAUCAAGCAGGCCUUGGAUGCUGAGCGUAUGAGUGAAGUGGAAAUGUUUCAGACUAAUCUUAAGGAAUUGCAACAGGCAUAUCUAGCACAGCAAUCUAUGAAAGCUAGACCGAAAUAGAACUCAUGUGUAUCAUUGUAUCAAAAAUAUAUGUUUUUAAAAAGAAGUACCCAUGUCAGCAGUCAAUUGUAAUCAUUCAGACAUCGAUUCUGAGCACCAACAGGUUAUGAAAAUCAAAUUCGAUGCCACCUCUUUUCUGCCUGUUUGAUUAAUUGGGAUUAGAUUGUGUCAGGUGUAAUCCGAUUUACGUUAUAUUUCAUCACAAUAAGCAGUAUAAUUGAUCUGUGAUGAAUAUUAUUAACAUGUUAAUUUAUAAUAUUUAAUUAUAUAAGCUCACUUGUUCAUAGAUGUCUCUUGUCUAGACAUCUUGUACUCAAUGUACAUGUAUAUGAUUUGUACAACAUUCGAUAUUGUCUUAAAAGUUUGGCACCGAAUUUUACUUACUCGCUCCACCUUGUUAAAUGCUACCCACCUACCAUUUAUGUAUUGACAAAACACACUUUCUGUAAGUGCGUUUUUUGUCUCAAAAUGGGUACAGGAAAAGUGAUAUUCACUUUUAAUUAACCACAGUGCCUUUACUAUUACAGU